CGCUGACAGAGAAGCGGUGUCCUGCAGCCAGUCCGGAGCUAGCAGGCCUGGUGUUUGCUUUGUUGUGGUGACCAAUAACUUUUUUUUUUCUUCCUGUUUCUCGUAUGGCGGUCUGACGUGAAGGAGGCGAGGCGACAGCUUAUACAACAAAACUGGUCUUCCUGAUGCAGUGAAAAUGUACUCGAUAAAGUGAUAUAGUGGAAAAGGAGAUGUGGUGGAAAUGUACCAGGUAAACUGACAUGAAAGGGAGAACGAUGGCACAUGGUGAGACGAGUAUGCCACAAGGAUCUCAGGAGCCCUGUGUAUCACGGUCCUCAUGGCGCCACUGCCACUUCAACCGCCGCUGUGGCAUACGUCAUUGUUACCACUACCACUAUCACCGCCUCUGCUGCAACCACCACCACCACCACCACUAACACCAACACCAUUCCACUGUCAUCUCAAAGAAUAAGGUCGAUCCUCUGUCAGUCAGCGGAAGGCGCCAAGCUCCUCAGCCGUGGGAGUCAACCACGUCCUGGAUUUAACGAAACGUUCCCUCUACGCAGCAAAGACGGAGUGGCAGGGAUCAGAGCCAUUGUGUGAUGUAGUUUGUAUCCUGUCGUCUAUAUGAAGUGACAAUUCCUUUGUAAAUACAGAUUGAAAGCCCUUGUUUAAAACUUCACAUAUUAUAGUCCUUCAUCGACUAUACUUUGUACUACUACUACUACUACUACUACAUUUAUUUAUUUGUUUAUUUUUCAUUUGCGUAUGUACGUAUAUAAACGUUUAUUUUAUUUAUCAGUCGGUUGUCUCACAAACGAAAUGCAAUGGCUCAAAAUUAGCAAGAACUAUAUCUUUGAGCAAUAUUCAAAGCAACUAACAAACGUUAUACAGAGUAGUUAUUCUGCUUUCCUCUUGUCAUGAACAUCAUUCAAAACAACAAGAUUCUCUAGAAAUCACACCAACGCUGCUCCGGAUCAUUUGUAGUGAGAGGAACUCAACUUUAGCAUGAACAGCCCACCAAUUUAAAGACAAGUGCAGCUUUACACGCGAUGAAAACUGCCAUAAAGAAUUACUUCAUGAAGAAUAAUGGUCUUAUUUAAAUGAGUUGCUCUCAUACAGUGACCUUUGGUCAUUAUAAUGUCAGGAUGGUUUCUUUUAUUAUACAUAUAUAGAUAUAUUUUUUAUAACCUUUUACCUGAUAUAAUAUUAUCAUAUUGCUAAUCGCUCAAGUUUUAAAAGUUUCUACUCAUCACUUAUGUGCUACAUCUUUUAUAAUCUACCUUGAUAUAUUUUAAUUUUAGUUGUCAGUUGUAUAAUUUUAAAAUGACUCUAUUAAUUCUUCUUUUAGCUACAAUGUUAAUGAUAUCGUCCUCUACAGGUCUAACACUCUUCUGUGUUAUUUAUUUAGUGAAGUACAUAAUAAUUUUAUUGGUGCUUCUUUUGACCUUUCAAUUCAGUCAUAUCUUUUAAAGUAUGUUAAUGUUUAUUUGUACUUUAUAGCUUUUUUUUAUUUAUAUUGUGUUGUAUUUUAAUGUAUUUUAUUAAGAAAUGUUCUUUUUAACUACAAUAGUCUGAUAAGAAAACAAUAGCCAUUGUAUUUAAUGGAAAAAAGAGCAUCUAAAAAACUUUAUCCAAAAUCUUCCGAAAUGAUACUCCUUAACUUGCACCACACACUUAAUUAAGUUAGAGGAGAAGCCACAACAGGUAAAGGAUUAUGUCCUUCCCUCAUGUCAUUUAAUUCAGUGUGGAAAAAAAAAAAAAGUCCACCAUGAGACUUUCCUGCAGCGGCCAGUACUUCCUACUGUGGCUUUCGUUCCCCUCUCCCUGUCAUAACUUUCGUCCCCUCACAGUUAUGACAUUCUUGCGGUCCCCUUUUUCAGGGUCUUUCAUAUCCAUUUCCUCGACCUAAAUUCGCUGUAUUUUUUUCAUUUCUCGCAUCCUUUCAUUCCUUUCUGUUACUGCCCUCCGUGCCUUCUCUCCCUUUUCCCACAGUGAGAUAGGGACUCCUCACCCUCUCUCUUGUAUGACUUUCCCGCUAAUACAGGUUUUGUAAUCCUGAAUCCUUAUGGCCUGUUACGAACUUGUAGGUGUUUAUAUAUUAUAGAGUCUUCCAGCCUCUUUGACGUACCAAGCUAAAAACUCUUGUUUUUGUUCCAUCCUUGUUAAAUGACUAAAUGACACAACUCACUCAGCUUUUGCUUCCCUCUUGCGCACUAAUCGAUAAACGGCUGUCUGGGGAAAUGUGGGGAAGGCCUAAAGCUUAAUGCCACCGUGAACAUUGUCCCAAUGUGACUUAGGCUCAAGUAUUCCCUUGUGUUGGUGCUGAGGCCUGUUGUUUUUGAAGAGCAAAUAAUUUUAUGAUAGGAUCCCAGAACCAAAUGACCUGCUUGCCGACAGUCCCUUCUGCUUAAGACUGCUGUGUGAUCGAGUGUCAAAGUAAUUGUAGUUCCUGAAGUAAUAAACUCUAAACAUUAUAUUAGACAUAUUAUAUUCUAGUAGAAGGAAAGCAAUAAAAAAUGUUAUUGCAAUCCAAAGCCAAACAGUUCAGAGGAGAGGUCGACUUAAUUACAACGGCAUGCUCCUGUUUAGUCAAUGUGUUCUAUUUUCAGGACAGAGUGUUGAAAUUUGCAUACAACCCUUUUGUAAGAUUGCUUUAAUUGUAUCCUUAACACCAAGCUGGACAUUUCCUGUUUGUUAGCAAUGAAUUUCCAUUCUAAGUAUUGUCUUAUCGGGUGUGAAUGGAAACCUUUGUAUUAAGACGUAUCUUUCGCUGUACAGUGGCAAUGCUCAACAAGAUUGCUUCAUGGGCGUGGUAGCGGUGACCGCGUAGAUCAAAGAGAAGCUACACUGUGCCGAGACUCACGAUAGGGAGGUGAGGCAGGCAGAUGACUUAUUGGAAUCUCCAGCAGUAACAUGUAACAACAAACUCGCUGGAUGGCAAUAACCUGUCUGCUGAAGACCUGAUGCCUUCUUGCCGUACACUGGGCCUGCAAGGCGCUUUCCACAUCCCUUCGGUUCCUGCCGUUGAUGGGAGAGGGACAGCUUACCCUACGAUUAACUGAAUGCAUUCUCUGUAUGGA
Messenger RNA from Scylla paramamosain (green mud crab), 3062 nucleotides. RefSeq lists its product as uncharacterized. The transcript is spliced from 5 exons. The record is from RefSeq and is a predicted model, not a curated record. The coding region runs from base 262 to 582 and encodes 106 amino acids. Lineage: Eukaryota; Metazoa; Arthropoda; Malacostraca; Decapoda; Portunidae.